AUGUUUGGUAAGUAUGCUCGUGAAGUCAUGGGAUUUGCAUUUUGGCUCUUCUAUACUCUUUGUUAUGGAGCGGCUUUACUUACUGUUUCUAUCGCAUUCAAUUCACUUACUGAUCAUGCCAUUUGUACCACUGGUUGGAUAGGCAUUGGUGCUGCUAUAGCUCUUAUUAUUGGACUUUUCACACGUACUAUGAAAGUUUUGUCAUGGUGUGGUUACGUUGCUGUAAUAUCGGUAUUUACUGGUGUUUGGGUUGUUGCUAUCGCCUGCUUAACUCAGAGUACCCCCUCCGCAGCCCCCAAAUCAGAACCAGUUGAUAAGAUGAUACAAGUUGUUGCUACUGGUGCAUCCUAUUCAGCUAUUUCUGCUGCUGUUGCUACUCAAUUGUUAAGUCUUUGCGGUACGGCUUCAUUUUUUACAAUUCAUGCUGAAAUGAGAGACCAAACUCAAUAUGUCAAGUCGCUUUUCAUGGGCCAAGGGUUUGUCGUUUUUAAUUAUAUUGUGAUUAGUUGCAUUGUUUAUGGGAAAGUUGGGCAAUAUGUUGCAUCGCCAUCUCUUGGAUCCGCUGGUAUGUUGAUUCAAAAGGUUGCGUACGGGAUUUCAUUUCCAGCACUUUUUUUCUCGUGCUUCUUCCAAGCACAUAUUGCUGCGAAGUACGCACUCGUUCGUAUUUUAAGAGGUUCAGUGCAUUUGCAAAGUAAUUCUAAAACUCAUUGGCUUACGUGGAUCAGUAUGAUGAGUUUAGUCAUUGGUGCGGGAUUGGUUAUAGCUGGAUCUAUUCCAUUCUUUAAUGAUUUGUUAGGCUUGAUCGGUGCUCUUCUUGGGACAAUUUUCACACUUAUAAUUCCUGCUUUUAUGGCUCUUUAUGAAUUAGGUGGAGGUGCCUAUGAAUCAACAGAUAUUGGGGUGAGAUGGUUGAAAAAAUCUCAAAAAGUGUGGGGAGAAAGUAAAAGAAACAUAUCCAUUGUUUCGGUGGCCUUUUUCACAAUUAUUGCCGGUUGCUACAUAUGUAUUUCAGGAGUAUAUGGAUCUGUUACAUCAAUUGCUCAAGGUUACGCAGAUGGCACUGUUGCAAGUGCAUUUUCCUGUGCAGAUAAUAGUCGCUGA
Molecule: messenger RNA, 1104 nt
Organism: Debaryomyces fabryi
Lineage: Eukaryota; Fungi; Ascomycota; Pichiomycetes; Serinales; Debaryomycetaceae
Exons: 1
Coding region: 1-1104 (367 amino acids)
Biological process (GO): amino acid transmembrane transport
Cellular component (GO): vacuolar membrane
Molecular function (GO): amino acid transmembrane transporter activity
Source: RefSeq, a predicted model, not a curated record